GCCUCUUGUGUUGUUGACACGUCCCAGUGUUUCAGAGGACCCAUGUCGUGAAUGGGUUUGUCUUAAUGGCCUGUUUUCGCUGCACUUCGGCUUCCUCAAGUCAGAUUUCCCAGCUAUGACACUGAGGGUGCUGUUGGCUAAAGCGGAGCAGCUGUGAAUCCAUCAUAUCCAGCCAAUGAACUUUAUCAGAGAACAUCGGUUUUAGGAUCAGAAACGUCUUCAGACUCCUGUGUCGAGAAAGUCUGCAGGUUUAAAGGGGAAGUCAUGGCAGCUGAUCUCUUACUAAUGAGGCGACUCACCAGUCUCAGACAAGUGCCAUAUCAAAGUCACAGCAGCUCUCUGCGGCUGAGUGUUCAGACGAGGACCAGCGUGGGUCUCAAAGAAAACCCGAAAGAUCAGAAGUAUAUCCGUAAAGAUCGAAAUGAUUCAAAGUUCAGAGCUGUUAUGGAAUCGCUCCAUAAUUACUCUCACAUUGGCAAAGGAUUGAGUGAUACUGAAUGUGCCAGGGCUCUUAAUGGCCUGAAGGACAAUGCAGAGGGCAGCGACAUGGUCAACAUUUAUAGCCGUGAAGGUUUGUGGGAAUCUAGAUACAAGCUAUUUGGAAAGGGUGCUCCCUCACAAAUGCCAGUCUAUGGACAGACCUGUUUAUUCCAUCAAGAUCACUCGCACUGUAGCGAUGUGAAAAAAGAUGACCCAGCCAAAGAUGACAGAAAAAGUGACUCCAAGAAACACAAGCAAAUGCUCAGUGAGAGUGCCAGGGAGCGCAAAGUACCAGUUACGAGAUUGGGACGCUUAGUUAAUUUUGGAGGCUUGGCAGUUGGACUGGGCUUUGGAGCAAUUGCUGAAGUGGCAAAGAAGAGCCUUCGAUCUGAAGAUAAGAAAGGUAAUAAGAAAGCUAUCCUUGACUCCAAUCCUUUUGUUUCUGAGGCUAAUGCUGAAAGAAUCGUUCGGACUCUUUGCAAAGUGAGAGGAGCUGCUCUUAAACUUGGGCAAAUGCUCAGCAUCCAAGAUGACGCCUUCAUCAAUCCUCAGCUUGCAAAGAUCUUUGACCGUGUUCGACAAAGUGCUGACUUCAUGCCCACCAAGCAAAUGAUGAAAGUGGUCAGCAAUGACCUGGGCCCAAACUGGCGAGAUGGACUGGAGUUCUUUGAGGAGAAGCCUUUUGCUGCUGCCUCCAUUGGUCAGGUGCACCUCGCUAGGUUGAAGGAUGGCAGGGAGGUGGCUAUGAAGAUCCAGUACCCUGGAGUGGCCAAAAGUAUCAACAGUGAUGUCAACAACUUGAUGACUGUCCUUAGUAUGAGCAAUGCAUUACCUGAAGGUCUGUUUCCAGAGCACCUGAUUGAGGUUAUGAGCAGGGAACUGGCUCUAGAAUGUGAUUAUGUGAGGGAAGCUGAGUGUGCCAAAAAAUUCCAAGAGUUAAUGAAGGAUCACCCCUACUUCUAUGUGCCUGAUGUAGUAGAUGAACUAAGUAGCCAGCAUGUCCUCACCACAGAGCUGGUGUCUGGUUUCCCUCUGGAUAAAGCUGAUGACCUCCCACAGAACCUGAAGAAUGAGAUCUGUGAGCAGAUUUUGAUUCUUUGCUUGAGAGAGCUCUUUGAGUUUAGAUACAUGCAGACUGAUCCGAACUGGUCCAAUUUCUUUUACGACCCUCAAACGCACAAGAUUGCACUGUUGGAUUUUGGAGCCACAAGAGGUUUUGAUGCAAGCUUUACAGAUGUGUACAUUGAGAUCAUCAAGGCUGCAGCAGACAGAAAUAGAGAGGGGGUUUUACAACGAUCUAUUGAGAUGAAAUUUCUGACUGGUUAUGAGUCAAAGGCAAUGGUGAAUGCCCAUGUGGAUGCAAUAAUGAUUCUUGGCGAGGCUUUUGCCUCAGAAGAACCUUUUGACUUUGGCUCUCAGAGUACGACGGAGCGGAUCCACAGCCUCAUUCCUGUAAUGCUAAAACAGCGGCUCACCCCUCCCCCAGAAGAGACCUACAGCCUGCACCGCAAGAUGGGAGGCUCCUUCCUUAUCUGCUCCAGACUCAAAGCCAAGCUGCACUGUAAGAACAUGUUUCAAGAUGCAUAUGCUAAAUACUGGAGAGAUAGACACAGAAAAACUCCAGAGUGAAGAACAGUGUGUGGAGUUGUUUUGGGAGUGAGGAGCGUGCAAAUCAAGAUGACAAGAGGGAGCAUUAAUUUAAAA
This is a messenger RNA of Colossoma macropomum (tambaqui), 2184 nucleotides long. It is a transcript of the gene coq8ab, whose product is annotated as coenzyme Q8A, genome duplicate b. The coding region runs from base 265 to 2109 and encodes 614 amino acids. Gene Ontology annotation, biological process: ubiquinone biosynthetic process. Gene Ontology annotation, molecular function: kinase activity. Gene Ontology annotation, cellular component: extrinsic component of mitochondrial inner membrane. The record is from RefSeq and is a predicted model, not a curated record. NCBI's taxonomy places the organism in Eukaryota, Metazoa, Chordata, Actinopteri, Characiformes, Serrasalmidae. The transcript is spliced from 15 exons.